Messenger RNA from Cynara cardunculus var. scolymus (artichoke), 1020 nucleotides. Its product is annotated as probable carboxylesterase 18. The coding region runs from base 1 to 1020 and encodes 339 amino acids. Gene Ontology annotation, molecular function: hydrolase activity. The transcript is spliced from 2 exons. Lineage: Eukaryota; Viridiplantae; Streptophyta; Magnoliopsida; Asterales; Asteraceae. The record is from RefSeq and is a predicted model, not a curated record.
AUGGAAGCCGCCACCAAAACUCCGGCAUCCCUCUCUUUGCCCUGGAAAACACGAAUCUUACUUUGGGUUCUCUCCGCCGUAACCGAGGCAGCUAGGAGGAAAGACGGCACCGUCAACCGCCGUCUCAUCAAAUUCUUUGACUAUCGGAGCCCCCCCACGUCCAAACCCAGAAACGGUGUCAAGACAUACGACGUCGUUGUGGAUCCCGCUCGCAAGCUAUGGUUUCGCGUCUUUCUCCCAAUUCAGCACGCCGUUGAAGAUCUCCCUGUCAUUGUCUUCUUUCAUGGCGGUGGAUUCGUAUUCCUCUCCCCCGACAUGAAGUUCUACGACGAUGUGUGCCGCCGGUUUGCCAGAAAACUUCCUGCAAUCAUUGUUUCCGUCGACUACCGUCUUGCACCGGAGCACCCGUAUCCUGCGCAACAUGAUGAUUGCUUUGAUGUGCUGAAAUUUCUGGAUGAUGAUCAGGAAAAUGGUUCGAAAUCUUUACCAGAGAAUGUGAACAUUUCACGCUGCUUUCUCGUCGGAGAUAGCGCUGGCGGAAACCUAGCUCAUCACGUUGCUCAACGAGCCUGCGAAUUCAACUUCCAUCGACUCAAGGUAAUUGGAGUGGUGGCGAUUCAACCAUUCUUUGGAGGAAUGGAGCGAACAGAUUCCGAGAUAGAACUGGAAGGAACGCCUCUGGUGUCGUUGAAGCGGACAGAUUGGUAUUGGAAGUCGUUUAUGCCGGCAGGCGAAGGGUACGACCGUGGCCAUCCGAUCAUCAAUGUGAGUGGGCCAAAGGCGGUGGACAUAUCAAACAUGGAUAUUCCGGCAACGAUGGUGGUUGUGGGUGGGUUCGAUGCUCUAAAGGAUUGGCAGAGAAGGUACUACGAGUGGGUGAAAAAUAGUGGGAAAGAAGUAUACUUGUUGGAAUACCCAAAUAUGUGCCAUGGUUUCUACGUGUUCCCGGAGUUGCCUGAAUCUGACCACCUUAUAUCGGAAGUGAAGGACUUCAUUCAGGGAGUCUUACGUAAGAGGUAG